Molecule: messenger RNA, 4681 nt
Organism: Manduca sexta (tobacco hornworm)
Lineage: Eukaryota; Metazoa; Arthropoda; Insecta; Lepidoptera; Sphingidae
Gene: Oamb
Product: octopamine receptor Oamb
Exons: 10
Coding region: 256-1770 (504 amino acids)
Biological process (GO): adenylate cyclase-activating adrenergic receptor signaling pathway
Cellular component (GO): membrane
Molecular function (GO): adrenergic receptor activity
Source: RefSeq, a predicted model, not a curated record
UAAAUAUACCUAUAUAUUAUUUUUUUUGUGACAACAAAAAACAAUUUAUUAAUAAAUUAUUUUUAAAUCUCAGUGGCAGUUUUUUUAUGAACUUUAUGAGUUUUUUUGUUUUAAGUGCUUUAGUGAUUGUUUUGUUAUUAUGUGAUUCAUAAAGGCCGAUAUCAGAAAGAUCAAGUAGCAUAAUGCGAGCGGCGCGGUAGUGCAGUGGGCAAUGCGCCGCGCGGCGAGGCGCGCGCCGCCGCCGUCGCGCGUAAUAUGCGCUCACUGAACGAGACAGCGUGCGCGGCGCUACUCGAAGACGUGCGCUGGGACGAGCCCGCCAGCCUCGCCAGCCUCGCCGUGCUCGCGCUCAUUGACGUACUCGUUAUUGCUGGAAACUGCCUAGUGAUCGCUGCUGUGCUGUGUUCGUCCAAGCUGCGAAGUGUGACCAACUUGUUCAUAGUUUCGCUCGCAGUUGCCGAUCUGCUGGUCGGGGUUGCCGUCCUACCAUUUUCUGCCACCAGAGAAGUGUUCGAAAUAUGGAUAUUCGGCCACGUCUGGUGUUCGGUAUGGCUGGCGGUAGACGUGUGGAUGUGUACAGCGUCCAUCUUGAACCUGUGCGCCAUCUCGCUAGACCGCUACGUGGCAGUCACGCGGCCUGUCAGCUACCCCAGCAUCAUGAGUCGGAAGCGGGCCAAGGCGCUCAUCGCUGGUCUCUGGGUGCUGUCGUUUGUCAUCUGCUUCCCUCCCCUGGUUGGAUGGAAAGACAAAAGACCUGAAGAAGGUGACCUUCGGACUCCGAACCCACCGUGUCCUUGGACGUGCGAGCUCACCAACGACGCUGGUUACGUCGUCUACUCAGCCCUCGGCUCCUUCUACAUCCCCAUGUUUGUGAUGCUGUUCUUCUACUGGAGGAUCUACAAAGCCGCUGUAAGGACCACUAAGGCUAUCAAUCAAGGAUUCCGGACCACUAAAGGCAAAGGCAUGGGCAGCCGUUUUGAUGACAACCGGUUGACUUUACGAAUACAUCGUGGUAGGGGCUCUAAUCGUCCUCACGGAUCUCCGUUGUCAACAGCCUCGAAUCAUUCCACAAGUACUUCAUUGAGCGCUUCCCCAGAACGCCUGAGAAGACAUUCCAGCGCCCGCAGAGCUCACGAAAAAGUCAAGAUCUCUGUGUCCUAUCCUUCAUCAGAGCAGAUUUGUACAACUCAUGAGAACUCUCGGUCACCAAGUCGUUCUCCCAGCCCGUCAUUAUAUGCAGUCCAUUAUGAACGGGAUGGAAGGGAGCUGACUGAAAGCAGGCUUAGGGUGAGGCCUCCGCACCAUCUCGCACCAGGACCCUUGUAUGAUGAGUUUGAUGAUAAACCAAGGACUACUAGGCGGAUGGGCAAAAGGAAUAUCAAGGCUCAGGUGAAACGGUUCAGAAUGGAAACGAAAGCAGCGAAGACCCUCGGCAUCAUAGUCGGUGGCUUCGUGUUCUGCUGGCUGCCAUUCUUCAGUGUGUACGUGGUGCGUGCAUUCUGCGGAGAAUGCGUUACUCCUAUCGUCUUCUCCAUUCUCUUCUGGUUGGGUUACUGCAACUCCGCCAUCAAUCCUCUUAUAUACGCACUCUUUUCGAAAGACUUUAGGUUCGCUUUCAAACGCAUAAUCUGCAAGUGUUUCUGCGGCGGCGGAGGCCAACGUCGGGAAUCAGACGAGGGCUCUGCCCGGCGCGCUAACAAUCGCCCCACGCACUCACAUUCGCUAGAGGAACAAGAACCUCCCCAGAGUAGUUCGGCUGCAGACAGGUGACGUCAGGCCAUGCGACGGCAAAAUCCCCAGUUCCAGUCCACCGUCGCAUGCGUUUAACGAAUAACGUUAUUUAUAACAAAUAACCGUUGUCGCUGUAAGGACAUGUUAAUAACAUAAUAAUAUUUAUGGUGAAGAGCUUAAACGACGUCAAAUGUAAAUCUAUAACGAAAUAUUAUAUUAUUUAGUAAUAUAGCGAAUGUUUAAUUUUUUUUUACAUAAUAACCAAUCUUUUAAGUUUCUUUGUUUACCUGGAUUUGUUCAUAGUUAUAAUUUAAAUAUUACCAAUUUAAAUUAAGCGUAACUAGUCUGUCUAAAAAAAUAAUGUGGUAGCCUAAGCAAUACUAUUUAGAUAGAUACUAAGAAUUAUAAGUAAAUUAAUUUUGUGUUACAUUAUAAUAAUCUUUAAAAUCACGUUGAACCUUCGCUACAUUCCUAAAUAAUACCGCAAUUAUUAUAAAAUUUAUAAACUCAAGCUAAAAAUGUUUGUAGAUUUUAAUGUGCAUAAAGUUUUGGAAUGAAUUAUUUAUUGGAAAAGACUGUUCGAUCUGUAUCUACUGUUAUAUGUUAGAUAGCUAAUUAAUUGUGUAAAAACAAAUGUUAUUUCAAUGUAAAUGGAACAUGCCUUGUUGUUAGUUUUCUUACUCUUUUUAUAGCUCCAUACCAAAAAUAUAACGAGGAAAUAUUAUAAUACAUUUUGCGAAAUAAAAUCACUGUACAUAAAUCUUUCAUUAAUUUAUAGAAAAAUUUUUAUCAAGUUAGAAAUUCCUCUGAUUUUUUAUUGUAAAGUAUAUUUUUAAUAGUGUAAUAAUCCUAAAAUUAUAUUUUAUUCACAUAUACAGUUUUAAUAUUUAUUUAAUUUCAAAAAUGUUUAUAUAUAACACAUCAAUUAUUUUCUAAGUAAUAACGAUACACACUAGAAUCAUCUUAUGUCCAUGUAUCCUACAAAAAAUAUAUAAAUAGUUAAGCUAGACAUCUCACUGUAAUACAUAAUUUUAUCGCCAAUCAACUUUUGUUAAAAUUUUAUAAUUAGAAUAAAAAUGUUUUAUUUUAGAUAAAAAAAAAUAACAUUGUGGCUAAUUCUACAGUUAGUCUAACAGAGAUUUUAUGUUGGAAAUAAAAACAAAAUAUUUUAUUUUAUACUAGCCAGUUUAAAACUACGUCAUAACGCCCUAUUUCAUUUAUAUUGGGUCCUUAUUGUAAAGAAAACCCAAAACAUUUUAUUAAUAAUCAUCUAAAUUGGUAGAUUUUUGUUUUAAAUUGUGAUUGUAGUUUAAUAUAAGAAAUCUAGUCAUCUUUUAAAAAAUAUCUCGUCCAUUCUAAAAAUAUGGAAUUCGUCAAAUCUAUUUCCACAGACCUUCCUCACUAAAUAUUUUAGUAUUAAAAAUUACUCAUUCAAAUAGUAUUCAGUAAUUAUUUACCAAAGAUAUUGCAUUUUAUUUAUUUAAAUUUUGUUGUAUAUUCCAAUCUAGUCUUCCUAAUUAUAAUUUUAUGUAGUAAUUAUCAAAAUACCGUUAUAUAUUUGGUACUAUACCAUGUAACGUAUAAUACUUACUGUACUUUUGGCUCUGCAUCACAUCAUGCAUGACAUCUUAAUUUAAAACUCUCCGAAUGUCGCUACAGACAAAAAAAAUGCAUAUAGCUUGUCAGUAACACACUGUUUUAAAUCUGAAUCCAGAUAAGGCGCCAUCCAUACAUUACGUCACACUUUAAAAUUGUAACAUUAUGACAAGGGGUUGAAGGAGUCAUAACUUUUAUGACGUCACAUGUCACUAUCUAAAGUAUUAAAACAUAUAACGUUAACUGUAAACGAAAAUCUGUCAAUAUUGUUACAUCUCUGGCUAUAUAAGAUAGUGAGCGGCUCGCUAUAACCUCAGGGUUGCUCGUCAGCCACUAUGAAGCUAAAUUUCGCCCGCCAUGAUUUGUUGUUGAUUUUAUAAAAGAAAGUAAUACUUACCUAAUUUCGGAACAGCUGUUUCAAUUUAUUCAGCUUUAUGUGGAAAAUAAAAAAGGGGACCACACAAAAUGUGACUUCCUGCAACAAGAACGUGGGAGAAGUAUAAAAAUCAUGAAAUUCAUGUGACGUAAUUUAUGGAUGACUCUUUGUUUAGACUCUUACAAAUAUUUAAAAAUAGGCAUUUGAGUAAAAUAUAGAUAUUUGUAUAAAUAUCCAAAAUAAUUAGACGGCCAAUCACUAAAUCUUUAUCAGAUUCUAAAAACUUAAUUUUAAGUUAUGGCUAUAAUUUUUUUCCAUUAUUAUUUUUUAACAUAAUUUGGAGUCAAAUGUUAUGUCUACUUAUUUAGGGUUUAUUACCCAAAGUAUAUUGAACAAUCAUUACAUUCAAGUAAUAAGUGUUGAUUUUUUUUUUAUUACAACUUUAUAUUUCAAUCAAUCAUUGGAUAGUUAAUUAGUAUCUAUACAACUUCAAGGUACAAAUUAAGCAAUACCCUUACCGAAUAAAAUUUAAAUGGGUGUAUUUAGUCAAGAAGUUCAUGGAUAUAAAUGGUGAAAUGUACUAAUUAAACAUUUGUACAUAGGUACAUACAGUAAAUUUAUAAAUUUAUAUUGUUAUCAGCACCAAUUUUUAUGAAUAUUUCGUUGCUUUGGGAAUUAGCUUCGAUGAAUGAUUUAAAUUGACUAAAAGAUAAACUGAUAUUAACACUUUAGUAUCCAAUAUUGGAUUCAAAAAGGUCGCACAAAUUUAUUUAUUUAAUGAACAUAGUACAAUUUUGAUAUUUUCUAAAAUACGCUUUAACAUUUAUAUCUAUGAUUGAUAUGUAAAGAUCUCAACGUUCCUUAACUAUUUGAUUGUAUACUCGAUGUUUAAUAUAUGUUAGGCGAGUGUUGUACGUUUAUGUGUGAACGAUAUAAAUAUUAUUAUCUGUGUAUAAAUAUACGAGAUGUUACUUAUGC